AUGAAUCAUCUUCAUCUCUUCACCUAUUAUAAUUGUUUGUUAAGAUCAGUUGUUUGUUGUGCAAGAAAUAGAGAUAAAAAGAUGAACUUGAGACUGUCUCUUCUUCUUCUGAUCUUCUUCUUGGUUAAAUCAAAUCAAGGUUCCAUCUUCAAGACCUUCUCUGGUGUUCUCUCUCCCAAUUCUUAUCCUUCCUCAGUUGUCUUUCCUCUCUCCGGCAAUGUCUUCCCCCUUGGAUACUAUUCGGUCUCUCUUCAAAUAGGGAAUCCUCCAAAAGCCUUUCAAUUUGAUAUUGAUACUGGUAGUGAUCUUACUUGGGUUCAAUGCAAUGCUCCUUGCAAAGGCUGCACUGUGCCUCCUUCACUUCAGUACAUGCCUAAGGCAAAUAUUAUCCCGUGCUCAGACCCAAUCUGCUCAUCUCUUCACUGGCCUAAAAAGCCUGAAUGCCCAAACCCGAAAGAACAAUGCGACUACGAAGUUACUUAUGCUGAUCAAGGCUCAUCAAUGGGUGCACUUGUCAUUGACCAGUUUCCUUUAAAACUCCAAAAUGGCUCGUUUUUGCAACCCCGCUUAGCAUUUGGGUGCGGUUAUGAUCAGAGUUUUCCUAGUGCACAUCCUUCUCCCGCGACUGCCGGAGUUUUGGGCCUUGGGAGAGGAAGAAUCAGCGUCUUGACACAGCUUGUCUCCGCUGGACUAACGAGAAAUGUGAUUGGACAUUGCUUAAGCUCUAAUGGUGGAGGCUUCUUGUUCUUUGGAGAUAAUCUCAUUCCUUCCACUGGUGUAUCAUGGACACCAUUAAUGUCACAAGACAACCACUACACGACGGGACCAGCAGAGCUACUUUCCAACGGAAAGUCAACAGGAUUAAAAGACCUUAAACUCAUAUUUGACUCUGGAAGCUCCUACACUUACUUCAACAGCAAGACAUACCAAAAAAUAGUAAAUCUGAUUGGAAACGAUCUGAAAGACAAGCCGUUGAAGGAUGCGAAAGAGGACAAGACUUUACCAAUAUGCUGGAAAGGAGCUAAGCCUUUGAAAUCUGUUCUUGAGGUCAAGAACUUAUUCAAGACGUUAACAAUCAACUUUAUGAGUGGGAGAAGAAACACUCAGCUCCAGAUUCCACCUGAAUCUUAUCUCAUCAUCUCUAAAACUGGGAACGUCUGCUUGGGAAUACUAAAUGGAAGUGAAGUAGGCUUACAAGACUCCAACGUAAUCGGAGAUAUAUCUAUGCAAGGGGUUAUGAUGAUCUACGACAAUGAGAAGCAACAACUCGGAUGGGUUUCUGCAGAUUGUAAUAAAAUUCCCAAAAUAUGACAAAAUGAAUGAUUCACCACAUUAUAUGACUCUUUACAUAUUCACAAUUUAAGAUUCAUAUACAUUCAAUCGAAUGAACCAUUUACACAAGUUUGAGUUAUUAAAUUAACACCUUUAUGGAUA
This is a messenger RNA of Thlaspi arvense, 1434 nucleotides long. The record is from the annotation of a GenBank genome assembly. Lineage: Eukaryota; Viridiplantae; Streptophyta; Magnoliopsida; Brassicales; Brassicaceae.